AUGCCACCCCCUCCAAUCCACCGCCGUCAAGAAUCAAACACCACCUACUCCCGCCCCUCAACCCUUCCAGGAAGAGACUACAACACAACAGCAACCCACACAUUCAACACAAACCCAAACACCACAUACACCCCCAAUUACAGCUCCAACGCCUCCACUCCUUCCAUGUCCGCUGCCAAAUCGCGUCAAUAUGCCCAUCUCCAUUCCCAGCUCGCACAACUCAACGCCAACCUCGCCGACACGGAGAACUUACUCCGCAUGACCGCCGUACAGGCGGCAGACAUGCGUUUCCUCGGCGGAUAUUCUGGGGCGCUGUUUAUGGGCUCUGCAAAGAUUCUGGGCGAGGAGGGGGUUAAGGGAAAUGCGGAUAAGGAUAAGAAGACUGAUUCCGAAGCGGGAAUUAAGAGGGAAGAGAGUGAAGAGGAUUGA
Messenger RNA from Penicillium robsamsonii, 429 nucleotides. RefSeq names its product DASH complex subunit HSK3 family protein. Bases 1 to 429 code for a protein of 142 amino acids. The transcript has a single exon. Gene Ontology annotation, biological process: attachment of spindle microtubules to kinetochore. Gene Ontology annotation, cellular component: DASH complex. The record is from RefSeq and is a predicted model, not a curated record. Lineage: Eukaryota; Fungi; Ascomycota; Eurotiomycetes; Eurotiales; Aspergillaceae.